Molecule: messenger RNA, 812 nt
Organism: Hemiscyllium ocellatum (epaulette shark)
Lineage: Eukaryota; Metazoa; Chordata; Chondrichthyes; Orectolobiformes; Hemiscylliidae
Product: cleavage and polyadenylation specificity factor subunit 6-like
Exons: 1
Coding region: 48-812 (254 amino acids)
Biological process (GO): mRNA alternative polyadenylation
Cellular component (GO): mRNA cleavage and polyadenylation specificity factor complex
Molecular function (GO): mRNA binding
Source: RefSeq, a predicted model, not a curated record
GUGUCCGGGGGUUUGAUUGUCCGUGUGCGCGCGGCGCGGCUGGCGGAAUGGCCGAGGGAGCUGAUUUGAUCGACAUUUACGCGGAUGAAGAGUUUAAUCAGGAGACUGAUUAUGCAGCAAAUGAUCAAGUUGAUCUUUAUGACGAUGUAAUAACAGCUGCUGACAGUAAUAACCAUGAAGAUCAAAGUUUUGAUGAAACAUUACCACGGACUCCCGGUGAACCACAGAAAACUGACAGUAACACCAGGCCAACCAUAGUCUACACAUAUGGAGGCAAACGGCAAGCUGUGUAUGUGGGAAAUCUGACAUGGUGGACGACAGACCAGGAUGUGGCUGAUGCUGUCCAUUCAGUGGGUGUGCAGGAUCUGCUGGAAAUCAAGUUCUAUGAAAACAGGGCUAAUGGGCAGUCUAAAGGGUUUGCUGAAGUAUAUCUGGGCUCUGAAAACUCCGUCCGAUGCGUCAUGGAGCUACUUCCAAAAAGAGAACUUCAUGGACAGAGACCAGAGGUCAUGCCUUGCAACAAACAGAAUCUCAACCAGUUUGAAGCACAAUCCAAGAAAAGUAAAUCUUUGGAAAUUCUACACUACAUUAGAUCUUCAUUAACUUCUUUUCAGACCUGUAUGUUUCUGAUGCAGAGUAAUACCUGUACGAGUGGAAUGGUAGAAAACUGUUUCAUGUCCAGUCAUAUUGGAGAUUACUCUGGUCCCAUGCUAGUAAGCCAGUUGCUAACACUGGCUUUUUGUGGCACAAUAUGUUUCCAUUUGGUUAUUCUAGCACAUGCAAAAUUAAAUGGAAGUAUUGUCAUUAGAUAA